ACUUUUUACUGUAUAGGCCUAACAUUUCUAGCUUUGUCGACGUAAUAGAGCACACUUUUAAAAAGCACUGUCAGUUACUUACAAAGGUCAGUCUGAAAUGUUAACAAUCAUAAUAAUAAUUAUCUAAUAAUAGUUAGUGAAUUUUCAUUAAUUAAUAUUUGUGUGUUUUGGUCCUGUUUGUCAGGAGAAAGAUGUCUGGUGUUGAUCACAGUGUGUUUCCAGAUUAUUUGUGUUUUUCUGCUGAUCAAAAACAUAAUGCUGCACAUCACCAUCACAGCAGACAGAGACCUGAUAAAGAGUUACAAGAACACAGUUGAAGAGCUCAAUCAAACCAUCAACAGUUUACAGGACAAUUACACUGAUCUAAUGACUGAAAAACACCAACUGCAGAACAACUUCAGCUCUUUGAGUCAGAAGAAACAAGAACUGGAGACCAGAGUCACUUUUCUGAGUAGGUUCUUCAUGUCCACUGAGUUGAAGAGCUGGUCUGACAGCAGACAGUACUGCAGGGAUCGUGGAGCUGAUCUGGUCAUUAUCAACACUGAAGAGAAGCAGAGGUUCAUAUCUUCAUUAGUCAGUGAGAGAGUGUGGAUUGGUUUGUCUGACAGAGAGCAGGAGGGAAACAUGAAAUGGGUGGAUAAUUCAACACUGAAACAAGGGUUUUGGCUCAAAGGUGAGCCAAACAACUACGGUGGAAAUGAGGACUGUAUUCAACUGAAUUUUAAUAGAGGGAAGACGGGAUGGUCACCGCUGAACAGCUGGAAUGAUAUGAUAUGCUCUGAGAAGAUAAAGGGGAUUUGUGAGAAAUAGAGUUCAUCUCGUCUUGUGGUUUUGCUUCUGUUAUCUAAAUUAAUCAUUCUUAUUGCAAACACAUAAGUUCUGAUUGAGGUCCCUGCCUUAUAAAAUAACAAUCAGCUGAUCUCAAAUUUGUUAGAAGGAAAAUGUCAAAAUGUCAUUGUCUUAUCCAGUGAUCUGGGACACAAAACCUCUGAUGUGUUCAUGUUUUGCUCCAUCACAAGCAGCUCUAUAUUAAUAUGAUCUUAUUCUAGCUGUUAUCAUGAGUCUCAUUUGUUGAUCUGAAGUGUUGAGGAGACAAUCACAGUAAACUACAGAAGUCUAAAGUGUCCAGAUUACUCUGAUUCACCCUCUUAUUCUGAUGUUGAGUGUCUGUGAAACUGCUUUCGAGUUGAAUUGCUUUCUGUUUGAAUAAAAUGUUCAAUUACUAUCAUUA
Cyprinus carpio (common carp) is the source of this 1231-nucleotide messenger RNA. Its product is annotated as CD209 antigen-like protein E. NCBI's taxonomy places the organism in Eukaryota, Metazoa, Chordata, Actinopteri, Cypriniformes, Cyprinidae. The record is from RefSeq and is a predicted model, not a curated record. The transcript is spliced from 4 exons. Bases 256 to 810 code for a protein of 184 amino acids.